AUGCGCGCGAUGUAUUCACGCAAUCCUCUCGCGAGAUCACAGACGUCAGCAUGGCGGUGCUCCUUGAAACGACGCUGGGUGAUAUUGUUAUUGAUUUGUUUACAGAAGAACGACCUAAAACUUGUCUCAACUUUAUUAAACUGUGUAAAAUAAAGUACUACAACUACUGCCUCAUCCACAAUGUACAGAGGAACUUCAUCGUGCAGACUGGAGAUCCUACUGGGACAGGAAGAGGAGGAGAAUCGAUCUAUAGCAAACUCUAUGGGGACCAAGCACGUUAUUUUGAUUCAGAGAAAGCACCGCGCAUUAAACACAGGAAGAAGGGGACGGUGUCAAUGGUAAACAAUGGAAACGAUCAGCAUGGUUCUCAGUUCCUCAUUACAACAGGUGAGAACUUGGACUACCUGGAUGGGGUCCAUACUGUGUUUGGAGAGGUGACAGAGGGCAUGGACAUCUUGGCCAAAAUCAACGAGACUUUUGUGGACAAGGACUUUGUCCCGUUUCAGGACAUCAGAAUAAACCACACAGUCAUCCUCGAUGACCCGUUUGAUGACCCUCCUGAUCUGCCAGUGCCUGAUCGAUCCCCUGAACCCACCAAAGAGCAGCUGGAUAGUGGCCGGAUUGGAGCAGAUGAAGUUGUGGACGAUACAGAAGGGAAGGGAGCUGAGGAGAUUGAGGAGAGGCUGAAGGAGAAGGAGGCAAAGACACAGGCUAUCCUGCUGGAGAUGGUUGGCGACCUUCCUGACGCAGACGUGAGGCCUCCAGAGAACGUGCUGUUUGUGUGCAAACUGAACCCUGUGACCACAGACGAGGACCUGGAGAUUAUUUUUUCUCGUUUUGGGACGAUUAUAAGCUGUGAAAUAAUCAGAGACUGGAAAACUGGAGAUUCCCUCUGCUACGCCUUUAUUGAGUUUGAAAAGCAGGAGGAGUGUGAAAAGGCUUACUUCAAAAUGGACAACGUGCUUAUUGAUGAUCGACGCAUUCACGUGGACUUCAGCCAGUCAGUGGCAAAGAUCAAAUGGAAAGGGAAAGGUGGGAAGUACACCAAAGACGACUUCAAAGCCUACGAGAAAGACCUGGAAAACCGUUCUAAACUGGCUCUCAAGGACCAAGUGAAGCCCAAACAAGACUCUAAGUAUGACCUACUGAUCGAGGAGGAGGAGGAGGAAGAGAAGGAGGGAGCGAGGAGCCAUCGACACUCUGAAAAGAAACACAAAGAAAAGCGGCAUCACCACCAUCACUCAGAAAAUGACAGCCGCAAGUCCAAAAAGCACAAGGACAGCGAGGAUAGCUCCCGAGAAAGAAAGAUGGCACGCCAGCGCUCUCGAUCUCGCUCAAGAUCGCGCUCCCGGGACAGGGACCACAAACACAAGUCUCACAAACAUGGGAAAGAGAGCCGGGACAAAAGCCACAGCCACCGGGACAGGAGCCGCAGUCGUGAGUCAAAGAAGUCCAGAGAUAAAGAACGGAGUCGACACAGAUGAAGGGAUUAAGAAGUUGGUUAAUUUUGUCUUAAAAUGUAGUCUGCAUGAAUAAAGGUGCAUAAAAACAUUGAUACAUCUGAAACUACCAGCUCUCUCUUUAAAACUUUGACUUUUAUAAAAAGUUGAAUACAUUUGAUGCUCAUUUGGGUUGACCUUUUUAAAAUGUCUUGAUAAAAACAGAUUGUGUAAUGUUUUUAUAUAUCCAUUAAAAAGUCCCCAACAUGU
Messenger RNA from Cheilinus undulatus (humphead wrasse), 1709 nucleotides. It is a transcript of the gene ppil4, whose product is annotated as peptidylprolyl isomerase (cyclophilin)-like 4. Gene Ontology annotation, biological process: protein peptidyl-prolyl isomerization. Gene Ontology annotation, molecular function: RNA binding; peptidyl-prolyl cis-trans isomerase activity. The transcript is spliced from 13 exons. The coding region runs from base 51 to 1484 and encodes 477 amino acids. The record is from RefSeq and is a predicted model, not a curated record. Gene Ontology annotation, cellular component: nucleus. NCBI's taxonomy places the organism in Eukaryota, Metazoa, Chordata, Actinopteri, Labriformes, Labridae.